Molecule: messenger RNA, 457 nt
Organism: Rhipicephalus microplus (southern cattle tick)
Lineage: Eukaryota; Metazoa; Arthropoda; Arachnida; Ixodida; Ixodidae
Source: RefSeq, a predicted model, not a curated record
UGAAAACCCGAUAAGCCUCGCUCUUCCCAUUUCAGAAGAUGCACCUUUACUGGGUACUGCUGGCGUGCGCCCUGGCCACUGGAGUCACCGCUGGUGGCUACGGCCACGCAUCCAUUUCUUACGUGUCCAAGCCAGUGGUCAGAGUUGGCUACGUAUCUAAGCCAGUUGUGACGUACGUCAAGCAACCGGUGGCCACAGUGUCCCACAUAGUCAAGCCCGUGCUUACAGUCAGCCAUGGUUAUGGAGGUGGCUAUGGAGGCGGAUAUGGGGGCGGCUAUGGUGGAGGCUACGGUGGCGGAUACGGUGGUGGAUACGGAUACUGGUAAUACCAGCCAAGCUGAUGUGAGAGAGGGUGCCAUCAAGCUUUUACCCGAAGCCCCGACGCUGGCGAGGACCUUCAAUAAUUUCAUGAUCAUUAUUUUAUCUUGUGCGAAUGAAUAAACCACGUAGACAGCCA